Monoraphidium neglectum is the source of this 687-nucleotide messenger RNA. RefSeq lists its product as hypothetical. The transcript has 4 exons. The record is from RefSeq and is a predicted model, not a curated record. The coding region runs from base 1 to 687 and encodes 228 amino acids. NCBI's taxonomy places the organism in Eukaryota, Viridiplantae, Chlorophyta, Chlorophyceae, Sphaeropleales, Selenastraceae.
AUGCUGGAGCGGGCCCUGCAGUCGGACCCGCCCGUGUUCUGCCACAUCAGCGUGGAGCAGCCCGUGGACCCCGGCACCAGCAGCGCCGCGCGGCUGCCCGGGGCGCUGGUGGGCGACAACUUUGUGCUGGCGCUGGGGACGCUCGUGCAGAUUGUUGAGGUCAAGGCGCAGGGCGUGGGCGCGCUCGUGCGCGUCCAGGCCGAGGGCCGCAUCGCGGUGGAGUCCCUCAAGCAGCUGCAGCCCUACAUCGCGGGCGCGGUGACGCCGCUGCUGGACGACCCCGUGCCGCAGGACUCCAUUGGGGCGGCGCUCAAGGCGGCGGACGAGCUGGCGAGCAUGCUGCGGGAAUGCGCCGAUUUGUGCGCCAAAUUUGGUGGCAUGGAGGCCGCCGCGCUGCAGCAGGCGCAGCUGUGGGCGGAGCGGCGGCCGAUGACGCCAGGCCUGGCGCGCGGCGGCAGCCACAUAGAUGAGCUGGAGCGCGCCAACCGCCUGGCGUGGGCGGCCCUGAGCGCGCUGCCGCAGGCGUCAGAGUCGGAGCUGCGGCAGCUGCUGCGCUACCGACUGGCGGCCAUGGCAGCCACCAGCGUUGUCGACCGCCUGCAGCUGGCCACCACCUGCUUGGAGUCGUCGCGCGCCAUGCUGGCGGCGCGGGUGGCCCUGAAGUCGCUCAACAUCGGCGCGUCAUAG